CUUCGUAAAUUCCACACACUUUCUAGAAUGCUGCAUUUGUGAUUCGUAGACUCCCCUGCAAAGAUGAAUUCUCCUGAACGGGAAACAAUGCAGGUUCCAGGACAACCAUCCAUUGGAGUCGAGCUGUUUUCACAAAAUGGAGUUGUCAUGAGAAAUCAAGCAUCCAGAAGUAAUGAAGAUGUCUGCCCUGGGACUUUAAGAAUCGUGCAAUAUAGUUCAGGAAAAUGUUUCGAAUGGCAUCCCGCUGUUUCUGUGUCUUCGGAGGAAGGUGACUGGGCUGUUGUUAGCAAAAAUGAUAGUAAUAGUGAUGAUACAAUAUCUUUUGACGUUACAAGGAUCAAAGAAUAUCGUGUACACCCAAAGAACAAACGCAAGAUCGUCUUUACGUUAAGAGAUCCUAGAGAAGUUUAUGGAGCUGUGUUCCAGACAGAUAGUGUCGAUAGUCUUGUAGCCUACAUCAGACAAUUUUAUCGCACCAGAAGGUCUACUCGUGACCAUCAUACCUACAAAAUUAUUGAAGAACGGACGGAAAGAACAAUACAAAAAUCUUUCUGUGACCUAGAAUUUGACUUUACUCGUGGCAAAUCUUCCAAUCCAGCUGACAGUGUUCGGCGGCUCAUCAGAGAUUUCCGCCAAAAACCUAUUCAAACAGCCCUAGAAUCUGCUGCAAAGAUUGCUGAUCUUUAUAGGUACGAAAAUGGAGCCUUAUCCUCAGAAACCCCAGAGAUCUUGUCACAAAGCGAGGAGAGUGUUUCGAUAGCCGAUGAGUAUCAAAUUGUAAGCCCGACAAUCAAAUUGCCACCUCGAGAAAUCUUACCCCGUGGAAAUCCUCUUUCCUACGAACAAUGGCUUCAGUUCCACGAUGCGCAAGGUCGCAUCACUAAUUCUGAGUUAGUUAAAAAAAUUAUCUACCAAGGGGGUAUCUCCAGCAAGCUAAGAGCGGAUGUAUGGAAGUAUCUACUUGGCUAUCUCCCAUGGGAAGCAACCACAGCCGAGCAAAUCGAAAUAAGAAAUAGCAAAGAAAAAGAAUACAAUAGAAUGAAAUUGCAGUGGCAGAUGGUAACGCCUGCCCAAGAAGCAAGAUUUUCAGAUUUUAGGGAUAGGAAGAGUUUAAUUGAAAAAGACGUAAACAGGUGUGAUAGGAGCCUAGAUUUCUAUGCUGGUGAAAAUAAUUCAAACCUGAAAUCCUUGCACAACAUUCUGAUGACGUACAUCAUGUAUAAUUUUGACCUCGGUUACGUCCAGGGAAUGUCGGAUCUCCUUGCCCCGAUUCUUUUUAUAAUGAAUAACGAAGUCGAUGCCUUCUGGUGCUUCUCGGCCUUCAUGGACAAAGUGGCAUCAAACUUCGAUGUUGAUCAAGCUGGCUCUAAACGACAGUUACUUCACUUGCAUGAGCUGUUAUCUGUGAUGGAUCCAAAGUUUGCCGAGUACUUGAAGAAUCUAGAGCCUGGAUAUCUGUUUUGUUUCCGAUGGCUUCUAGUCAUUUUCAAAAGGGAAUUCUCUUACGAUGAUACCAUGACGAUUUGGGAGGCUUUCUGGACAGGUAUUCCUGGACCAAAUUUUCAUCUCUUCGUGGGCCUUGCAAUUUUAGAUACCGAGAAAUCUGCCAUCAUGGACAGUCACUCCAACUUUGCAGAAACUUUAAAACACAUAAACGAACUAGCCAUGAAAAUCGAUGUCAAUUCAACUCUAAGCAAAGCCGAUGCUAUUUACCGUCAGUUGUUAGCAGCGGAAGUCUCCCUGCCUGACCCAAUCAGAACAAUCCUAGGAUUGGAACCCCUUCAAAAGGAGCCAAACCCGCUGUCGGAUAGUGAAAGUGAUGCAGAAGAUGCGCCAAACUCGAGUCCAGGACAUUGUAACAAUGGCCUAUCUCAGUCCUUCAAUGAUGACCAGUUCGACAUCGAUACUGCAAUCAUGCUGAAUUUUAUGUAAAGUGAGUCAACGAUUCUCGAAUUUGUGCGCUCUUUCAGCAAGGUUCCAGGACCUAGAAAAAAUUAGGUAACCCGGAGCCUAUCAGAAAGUUGGUUUCAAAAAGUAAGAAUUUUUGCUCUUUCAGUUUUGAGACCAUUUAGUGUUGAAUGUAGUGGUUUGCUAUGCUCUUGCAUUAACAAUUAAGUUGAAAAAAAUCAAUAUUUUUGCUCUGUACUCCAGAGAAAAAUGUAUAGAGUUCCUAAAAAAUCUAGGAUAAUAAGAGGAAACCUCUAGAUUUUCAUUUAGAUCAUUGGAUUCACAGGGAUUUUAUCGGAUCUCUCUUUGAAAGGGCAACUAGACAAGGUCUGACAACAAGGCUGAGUUCAUCUGAUAAAUGGUUGCACAUCUAUGCAAGCAAGUAGGCAUGUUUUAAGGCUCAGACCCUAUAAGGAUUCAACCUGAAAUUACGUCUUUACUUGACAGCUUCCCUCGUUUAGCAAGAAAAAAGGACUAAUGGAUCCCAGUGUCAGAGAUACUUUCAGGGAGAACUUUGGACAACCGCGGCGAAACACGACUCCCAGCGCAAUCGCCCGUGGAGAGGUUGCCAGAUGGACUAAGAUGACAUAGCUGAUCAUCACAUGCCCCUCACUUGACUGAGAUCUGUCCUUGCAUCUAAAAUGCAGAAAAGGUAAAAAAAAGGGGGGGGGGUAUCGGCUGUUAGGGGUCGCGCUUUCGCUGCGGCCGCAGCACAGGAGGCCGUAGUAUGCUGUCGCUUGCGAUAUUCUAAGUUAGGGCAAAAAUUAAAAAAAAAAAAAUACCAGGGAGAGUUACAUGUUUAAGGAUAAUGUUAAGAAUAAUUUGGGAGACGGAGCUGAGCCUGAAGGGAUCAUAGUACGGAAUGAACUGACUGUAAACAUUAAUAAAAGAGAGUUUGCAAGUGCAAGUGACCGCAUGCAAUAAAUGGAGUGAUAACAUUUGUGGAAGAUAUUUAAUCGACGGUAUAUCGACGAUAUCUUACGGAAAUGAAUAAACAAACAAUACAGAAGGAAAUAAAUAAAUAAGAAAUGACCGGAUGAAUGACUAAAAGAACACCUCAUAGACUGGUGUAACCACCACACGGCAGUUGGGGCACUGCACCAAGUUAUUUCCCCAAGCUUCCUGGUGGUGUGUGAGGAGAAAUUCGAGACAUUGCUGGCAGCAAAUCAGGUGUCCACACGGGAAAAAGAAUAAGUCUCUCCUGCGAUUAUCGAUGAAUAAUUCUUGAAUUCUUUCAGUAGAAAGUUUCAAGGCUGUUGCAAUGAAAUAAGUAACCAUAAUCCAGAAAGAAAUAUGUAAAAAAAAAACAUGAUACAGAAGGAAAUAAAUAAAUAACAAAUGACUAGAUGAAUGACUAGAAGAAAACCUGGUAGACCGUUGUAGCCACCACACGGCAGUUGGGGCACUGGACUAGGUUAUUUCCCCAAGCCGCUUGGUGGUGUGUGAGGAGAAAUUCGAAACAUUGCUGACAGCAAAUGAGGUCCACCAUCUCUGUGUCCGGUGCGUGAAGAGUAAUAAGGUCUCUAACCUGUUUGUUUAGCCUUGCUUAAAGCUUCUUUUGUCUGCGUUUGUACAGAUAGUACAAUCCAAGAACCCCGAUGACGUCGAUGAGGAGAAAUUGAACAUGAUCGUACGUCGAUGGGUUGUUUAAAGCUGACAGGUUUGGAGAUGGACCCGUGUUUAUGAUUUCCAAUUUUUCUCCAGUGCCGAAAAGAUUCAUCGUUGCUUCUAAAACGACUUGGGAUGGGUGUAGUUGAGGUAACUGUUGUUUGUCGUUUUGUCGUUAUUUGAAGGCACUGCUUUCUGCCGAAGGUAUCUACUUAUGCAUGCUGCUGUCACGCCAAAAAUGCUAUUGGGCACUUUCAGCCAAGGCAAAAUUUAGGAGUAAAGCCACUAACUCAAAAUCUUUCUACUUCAAAAUAUAACUAUAAUAAGGUUUUUUAAGUUUCUAAUGUACUUUUUUUGUUUGUGCAAAAUCAGCAAAUUGUUUGUACUGCAACUUGCCAACAUUUUCAAUAUCAGUAUAAAUGUUUUCCUUAAACAAAGACAAAUGGAUUUCAGCUAAUAGAAGAAAAUUGUUUCGGAAGCAAGUUGGAAACAAAUUUCGUCAUAUGAAGCCAAAGAUUACUUUUCUACAAUCCUCAAGCUCUGUAUUGCAAAAUAAAAUAUGAAGCAACUUAGUAUUAUUUUAUGAUUUUAAAAUAAAAUGAGAUUUAGGAGUCAGAAAAACCUAAAAGAAUUAAAUCAUGGCGUGGAGGUGAAACUGCAUGUAAGUAAUGAAAAAUAAUACCUUGUAGGAGAAGUUUGACGUUCGUUGAAGUGUAAAAUGUGAGUGUCAAUAUAACGCUUCACAGAACUACCAUCCCUGUCCAUGGCCAGUUCCGUAGCAAAACUACAGCAAACGUGCUGUUUGAAAUUUGGGAGGAUCUCAUUCAGUGUGUACACAAGUUUCAACAAAAGUUAGUUAGUUACUUACUUAACGACGAUCAGCAAGGACAUAUAUAUUUAUAUAGUUAUAUUUUCUUUGUGUAUUUCGACUUCCUUCAUUGCAGAUUUUAUCUUGUACAACAGUGCCCUUCUUUUGAUAUGAAACUACCUGGUCAGCAAACUAUCAGUUUGACACCUCAAAUCUAAACAUACCCAAACUUACAUUUUUUUUCUUUCUUUUUUUUGUAAGUUUAAAGAAGUUUUAGAGCUAUUCAAAUCCACCCGGUAAUUUUUUUGAUAGAAGUGAUCUUACUUCCAAAACACAAAAUCAAGAAUGAAAAUAUCAUAAUAAAAUACAGACUUAUGAUCAGGCUGAUUGAAGGGAGAGUUUGACUACAUUUUGCCAUUAGGAACUACAAUUUCUGGCUCAUUCUUAAAAAUAUGUAUGUCUUUAAGAAUCCUAAUGGUACUUACGUUGUUGUUAACCCUUAGAUGACUACUUGAGCCAGAUAUUGUAGUGCCUAAUUACAAAAUGCAGUCCAGUUGCCCAAUCCCCCCGACCAUUUCUCUCAUCACAUGAAAUCCAUUCAUAACUUUACGAAAUUGCACACUUUUUCCUCCAAUGAGUACCAAAGGAAUUUUAUUUUUAUUGUGUAAGUUUUUAAGUCCACAUUUUUGUGAUAUUAUAUCAUAAUUUAUUACUUUUAUACAGACAACCAUCUGUUAUAUUUGCAAUAGAUAAGAUAAAAAAGACUUUAGUUUUGUAAUGAAUGUACGUGAAUCAAUAGUUUGUAAUUCUGUAAGAACAUUGAAGGAAACACACCAGCACCGUGAAAUUUUUUAUGUAGAAUCUCUUGUUUAAUAAUUUUGCAGUUUAUGUAAAAUAAAAAUUUUCCGACAACAUGAAAA
Messenger RNA from Bemisia tabaci, 5283 nucleotides. RefSeq names its product TBC1 domain family member 15/17 (gene Tbc1d15-17). Gene Ontology annotation, biological process: activation of GTPase activity. Lineage: Eukaryota; Metazoa; Arthropoda; Insecta; Hemiptera; Aleyrodidae. The record is from RefSeq and is a predicted model, not a curated record. Gene Ontology annotation, molecular function: GTPase activator activity.